Molecule: messenger RNA, 2389 nt
Organism: Phyllotreta striolata
Lineage: Eukaryota; Metazoa; Arthropoda; Insecta; Coleoptera; Chrysomelidae
Source: the annotation of a GenBank genome assembly
GUUCGAACGCAUCUUAAAGUGAGUUCCGGUGUGCGGAGUUUCCAUUUAAGUGAUCCUGAUAUAAUAUUGAUGUGAGUGAACAAUUUCAAGACGUCACCGAAGUUCGGCAAGGUGGAUAACAAACCCUUCACGACGUUGAAUUUUACGGACCUGGGUUCCCCGUUCGGGGGGCCCAACGAGGACCCGCCGGGCACGCCGUCGAUGGCCGGCGAGGGGCACAUCGGACCGCCGACGCCGCACGAGAGCAACAACUCGACGCCGGUGUCGAAGAGCGCCUUCAUCGAGCUGCAGCAGCACGGCUACGGGCCCUUGAGGACGUCCUAUCCGCACCAUUUCAAUUCGCCGGCGGGAAACGCGCAUUCAGGUCCGACGGGGGGCCACGACGGCGGCUUCCCAAGUCCCCGGGGCGCCCUCGGCGCUUAUCCCUUUCCUCCCAUGCAACAGCAUUCCUAUACGGGUUAUCAUUUGGGAUCUUACGCUUCGAAUUGUCCCCCAUCGCCCAAAGAUGAUGAUAAGUGUCUGUCGCUGGAGCGGCCGUCGGGGGGCGGCAAAGGUAAAAAAAUGCGCAAACCUCGGACGAUAUACUCCAGCCUGCAGCUCCAGCAGUUGAACCGGCGAUUCCAAAGGACCCAGUACCUGGCGCUGCCCGAAAGGGCAGAGCUGGCGGCCAGUUUGGGCCUGACGCAGACCCAGGUGAAAAUAUGGUUUCAAAAUAGACGAAGUAAAUACAAGAAAAUGAUGAAGGCUGCCCAAGUGACCGGGGGUACGAACAACAACGGUACGCCCAGCGGGCAUUCGGGUUUGUUAGGUCCUAAUUCAAAUAUGCCCUCGAGUAGUCCCGGACCCCAAGGGCAGAAUAUGAUGCAAGGUAGGAUCAAAAUGGAAGGAGGCGGCUCAUCGAGCGGCAGUCCGGCGACCGGGGGGUACAUUCAGCACCCCUCGCCCGCGCCCAGCUCGACCCCCGGCUCCGACAUGUCGGGCGGCGGAACGCAACCGGCCGCCAGUCCCGGCGCCGGCGGGGGCGGCGGGGGCGGCUGGGGCGACAUCAAACCCCACCAGCAAUCCAUCCACCCGCCGCCGCACACGAGCCAUCCGCAUCCGCACCCGCCGCCCCACAACUACCUCCCUCAGUAUUCUUGGUAUCCCACGGACAAUCCAGGUCUCUUAACGGUUUGGCCAACUGUUUAAUAGAAGAUAUAAGUGAAUAGUUACUAAUUAAAUUAAAACAUAAUGAAACUCUUUAACAAAGGAACAGUGACGACCAGUGACUAAAUGUAUGAUAUAUGUUACAAUUCUCUUGUUGCUUUAAGUUGGAUACGUUUGAGUUGGGCUUUUCUCAGUGUAUAAAUCGGUUUUUUGUUUGGAUCUCUGGAGAGAUGUGAAACAUGAAUCAAGGUGCAAUAUGUGAAUAAACGAUAAUUAAAGUAUCGCCCGGUUUUAUUUCCAUCGUAUUGUGUGGUUACAAUCUGUAAUUUUUUUUAAUUGCUACUUUAAUUGUCGUUAAUUGAAAAAUGAAAACAUGGAAAUAUGUAAUAUAGAAGUACGUACUGGUUCUGUUAUAUUUUUAAAUAGUUGUGAUUUUAUUGUUUAUAUAGUUUUGUUAAUGAUGAACGUAAGUGUAAUAUUUUAGCAAAUUUAUUCAAUUUAGUACUAUUUAAAUUAAAUUAAUGCAAAACAUGCAUCCCAAAUUUUUGAUUAACAUUGUUUAUUUUACGAUGACUUUUUUUAUUUCAUGUUGUACAGGACAAUUUGAAUAAAAAAUUAUUAGGCGACUCUUGCCUAUAUAAUUUAUUGCUAAAAUUGGUGCAUUUCAAUUAACUAUUAUAAUUAAAUUAGUUGUGAUAUAAUUAAAUUGUUAACAAAACUAUCAUUUUAUGAACAGCAAAGUACUCAGUAUUUUUCACAAAAAAAUCAAUGGAAUAAUUUUCAUCGGAUUAUAUUUUGUAAAUUUCAAAUAUGCCAACGUAAUUUUUAUCUGUACUACUCAGUACUUUGCUAAAUAAGUACCCCGUUGCAAAAUACAUGUGGUAAGGACAAACAAAAAUAACUUAUUGCUUUCUAUUUGAACGAGUGCGGAAGAAAAGCCAAUCUUUAUCACUUGUAUUGUAAUUUUUGGUGCGUUAAUAUUUCUGUUAUAUAUUGUAUAAAUUAAACAAAACGGCGCCCAUCCGGUUCUUAUUCAUUUUGUAAAAAGUGCUUUAGCGAACGAUUUUUUUUUGUCUAGUGAUUCUUGUAUUAUAUAUUAUUAAAAACUCAUAGUUGAUGAUUGUACGGUGUGUGUCGAGACGAGGAUGAUGUACCUUAUUUGUAAAGUAGUUCUAAUCGAAAAAUUAGAAAGGAAAGAAUUAUAAAUAUUACAUGAAAAGAUAUUUCUAAAUGUGUAAAAUAU